Messenger RNA from Vanrija pseudolonga, 1094 nucleotides. RefSeq lists its product as uncharacterized. Bases 23 to 1003 code for a protein of 326 amino acids. The record is from RefSeq and is a predicted model, not a curated record. NCBI's taxonomy places the organism in Eukaryota, Fungi, Basidiomycota, Tremellomycetes, Trichosporonales, Trichosporonaceae. The transcript is spliced from 3 exons.
CACACGCACACACACUCACACAAUGACCAAGUCCCAGUGGCUGAUCGACCUCGAGCGCGACGGGUACGUUGUCGUCCCCGGCGUUGUUGGCCCCGAGGCCUGCGCCGAGUUCCAGGAGAAGGCGGUCCAGUGGAUCGAGGCGUUCGGGUACGGCUUCAAGCGCGACGACCCGAGCACCUGGAAAACGGAGCUCAUGCCCUUUGGCCACCAUGGCGGCAUGUACAACCGGUACGGCGGCGUCGUGCACGAGGACUUUGUGUGGAAGAUCCGCACCGAGCCCGGCAUCCUCAAGACGUUUGCCGAGAUCUGGGGGACGGACGAUCUGAUUGUGUCGUUUGAUGGCAUGAACGCGACGACGCCGCUGGGGCCUGGUGGAAGGACAGACAUCCAGCCUACGCGGCCUUGGCCUCACAUCGACCAGAACGUCCGCCGCAUCGACCGCUUCGAGCUGUACCAGGGCAUCGCCAACCUCGGCCUCAACGGCCCCGACGACGGCGGCCUGGUAGUCAUGAAGGGCAGCCACCUGCUGCACGAGCGCCACUUUGCCGAGCAGGGCGGCUGGCGGCCCGAGGGCGACAAGGGCGAGAAGGAGAACUCGUACUUGUUCUCUGAUGACGAGUGGGAGUGGUUCAAGAAGGCCGGGUGUGAGACGGUCAAGGUGUGCGCGAACCCCGGGGACUUGAUUCUCUGGGACUCGCGCACAGUCCACUGGAACCAGUCCCCCACGGGCGGCAACUGGCGUUUCGCAACCUACAUCUGCUACUCGCCGCGCAGCCUCAUGUCCCCCGCGGACCUGGAGAAGAAGAAGGCCAUCUUCGACGACCGCAAGGGCACGACCCACUGGCCGUACCUCAACGUCGUCAUGGCCGACCGUGAUCUGACGCUCGAGCCAGAGGCCGUGCCGCGCAAGCCGGACGGGAGCAUCGACCACAUGAACCGCCGGCCGUUCAACGAGCCCCCGCUGUCGAGGGAGGUGCUGGGCUUGGUCGGCGUUCGGGCUUAGUGUCGCGUGUGACGGGGUUGGGAGUGAGUGGGUAGCAGAGUGUAGAAGUAUGAUACAGUAGGACAAUGAGGAUGUAAGCAGCACUUCUCGA